GAUCACUUUUGAGGGGGCCAGAGUAGGUGGGGGUGGGCUCCCCUCCAGCCCGGCAGGAGCCCUGGCCUGUCGGCAGUCUCCCUCCCAGCCCGGGAGGCACACACGUUCACCCCACUUUCUUCCUCUUCCUCCUCCGGCCCACUUUCUCUUCUCUGUGUCGUCAGAGCUCCAGGGAGGGACCUGGGUAGACUGAGAAGCCGGAAACAGCGGGCCGGGGCAGCUACUGCUUGCACCGAAGAGGAAGGCCAGAGAGAGGGGGAGAGAGAGAGAGAGAGAGAGAGAGAGAGAGAGAGAGUUUUGUUCUCUCUCUGGUGGUGGUGGAGGAGGAGGGGGUGCCUGCCGGGCAGCCCCGAACUCGUGGACAGAGCUCCAGCCCCAUGGGGCCUGGCAGUGCCUGCUGAGAGGGAGAAGACAGCGGAGGGGUUGCCAAGGGGGCUGGAGGCCAAAGGGGCCCUGGGCCUGGCCAGGCCGAUGGACUCAGCCUUUUUAAGCACCCUCCAAACCCCACAUCAUGUCUCUGUGGGGUCUGGUCUCCAAGAUGCCCCCAGAGAAACUGCAGCGACUCUACGUCGACUUCCCCCCACACUUGCGGCAUCUCCUGGGAGACUGGCUGGAGACCCAGCCCUGGGAGUUCCUGGUCGGCUCGGACGCCUUCUGCCUCUCCAUGGCUAGCGCUCUCUUUUCAGCCACGGUCAAGCGCCUCCAGACCUCAGCGGGAGAGCAAGGCGAGGGGAGCGCCAUCUUGCAACCCAUCAGCACCCUGGAGAGUGUAUAUCAGAGGGACCCCCUGAAGCUGGUGGCCAUUUUCAGACAAAUUCUUCAAGGGGAGAAAAAAGCUGUUAUGGAACAGUUCCACCACCUGCCAAUGCCCUUCCACUGGAAGCAGGAAGAGCUCAAGUUCAGCACAGCCCUGCAGAGGCUGCGGCACCGAGUGGAGGAGGCCCACCGUCUCCGGGACGCCCUGCAGCAGGGGCCUGAGGCCGGCCAAGUGUCUUUGCACAGCUUGCUGGAAACUCCUGCCAAUGGGACAGGCCCAAAUGAGGCGCUGGCCACGCUGCUGCAGGUGGCCGUGGGGGAGCUGGAGGCAGCCCAGGCCUUGGUGCUGAAGAGGAUCCAGAUCUGGAAGCGGCAGCAACAGCUGUCAGGGAAUGGCGCACCCUUUGAGGAGAGCCUGGCCCCGCUGCAGGAGAGGUGUGAGAGCCUGGUGGACAUUUAUUCCCAGCUACAGCAGGAGGUAGGGGCGGCUGGUGCGGAGCUGGAGCCCAAGACCCGGGCCCCGCUGAUCAGCCGGCUGGAUGAAGUCCUGCACACCCUGGUCACCAGCUCCUUCCUGGUGGAGAAGCAGCCCCCCCAGGUUCUGAAGACCCAGACCAAGUUCCAGGCAGGGGUCCGAUUCCUGCUGGGCCUGCGGUUCCUGGGGGCCUCAGCCAAGCCUCCGCUGGUCAGGGCUGAGAUGGUGACCGAGAAGCAGGCGAGGGAGCUGAGUGUGCCCCAGGGACCUGGCACUUCUGCAGAGAGCACAGGAGAAAUUCUCAACAACACCGCGUCCCUGGAGAACAGCAUUCCUGGGAACUGCUGCUCCGCCCUCUUCAAGAACCUGCUUCUGAAGAAAAUCAAGCGGUGUGAGCGGAAGGGCACCGAGUCGGUCACUGAGGAGAAGUGUGCUGUGCUCUUUUCCACCAGCUUCACGCUGGGCCCUGGCAAAGUCCCCGUCCAGCUCCAGGCCCUGUCUCUGCCCUUGGUGGUCAUCGUUCAUGGUAACCAAGACAACAACGCCAAAGCCACCAUCCUGUGGGACAAUGCCUUCUCGGAGAUGGACCGUGUGCCUUUUGUGGUGGCUGAGCGUGUGCCCUGGGAGAAGAUGUGUGAAACUCUGAACCUCAAGUUCAUGGCCGAGGUGGGGACCAACCGGGGGCUGCUCCCAGAGCACUUCCUCUUCCUGGCCCAGAAGAUCUUCAAUGACAACAGCCUCAACGUGGAGGCUUUCCAGCACCGCUCUGUGUCCUGGUCACAGUUCAACAAGGAGAUCCUGCUGGGCCGAGGCUUCACCUUCUGGCAGUGGUUCGAUGGCGUCCUGGACCUCACCAAACGCUGCCUCAGGAGCUACUGGUCCGACCGGCUGAUCGUUGGCUUCAUCAGCAAGCAGUAUGUCACGAGCCUUCUCCUCGGUGAGCCUGACGGAACCUUCCUCCUCCGCUUCAGCGACUCAGAGAUUGGGGGCAUCACCAUCGCCCACGUCAUCCGGGGCCAGGAUGGCUCCCCACAGAUAGAGAACAUUCAGCCAUUCUCAGCCAAAGACCUCUCCAUUCGCUCCCUGGGGGACCGGAUCCGGGACCUCGCUCAGCUCAAAAACCUCUACCCCAAGAAGCCCAAGGAUGAGGCUUUCCGGAGCCACUACAAGCCUGAACAGAUGGGAAAGGACGGCAGGGGUUACGUCCCAGCUACCAUCAAGAUGACCGUGGAAAGGGACCAGCCUCUUCCCACCCCGGAGCCCCAGAUGCCUGCCAUGAUGCCCUCUUAUGACCUUGGGAUGCCCCUGGAGUCUGCCAUGCAGCUGGGCCCAGAUGUGUCCCAAGUCUACCCGCCGCCUGCACACUCUAUUCCCUACCAAGGCCUUCCCACAGAGGACUCAGUCGGGGUGUUGUCAGCCUUCCCGGAGACUCGCCUGCAGAUAUCCCCUAGCCUGAGCCAAAUGAACCUGCCCUUCGUCCAGCCUCACCCCUCCCUGCUGCAGUGCCAGCCUCAGGAGCAUGCCGUGUCCAGCCCCAAGCCUCCGCUGUGCUCAGAUGUGACUAUGGCAGAAGACAGCUGCCUGGGCCAGCAGGUGGCAGGGUUCCCCCAGAACACCUGGCCCAGUGAAGACAUGUUCCCACCCCUGAUGCCUCCCACGGAACAGGACCUCACCAAGCUUCUCCUGGAGGGGCAAGGAGAGGCAGGGGGAGGGUCCCUGGGACCCCAGCCCCUCCUCCAGCCUUCCCACUAUGGGCAGACUGGGAUCUCCAUGUCCCACCUGGACCUAAGAGCCAACCCCAGCUGGUGAGCCCAGCUGGAUGAGCCCAGGGAGACGGCUUUGCCACCGCCCUGUGGACCUGCCCUGGACACGGCUCCUGCUCCUGCCAAGCAGCAGACGGGGAGGCACCCUCCCAGCCCCACCCACCCUUUGGUCAGAAGGAAGACUCUGCUGGGAGAAUGCAUGGUGGGUGGAGCUGCUCCACUCCUUCCUUCCUACUGCACACCCCCAUCCAUCCCCUUCCAACAGUGGAAGGGAAGUUCUGGCUUCAAAGCAAGACAUGCCCCAACAUGCCUGCACCUGCAGCACACACAUGCACACACAGCUCUCUGGAAGGUGGGGCUGAGCAGGCGAGGCUGGCCUGGGGCAUGGGUUGGGGUGUGGAGGGCUCCUCUGCCCAUCCCAAGCCAGGGUCCACGACACACUUCCAGAGACGUGCACACGCACUGGCACUGGAGGUUGAGAUAGUGGGCCUGGGCCUGGGUCCUAGCCCUGGGGGAAUGGGGAAGCUGUUCAGGGGGGACACUGGGUGGAAGGACAGGAGGGCUCUGGACACGUGGGUGUUGACAAGGUUUUGCCCAGAUUAAGAAACAAACCCCAGCAGCCUCUGAUGGAGGCUUUUGGUCUAACAGUAUGCAGGAGCCCAAGGCCAAGUUCCUUUGUGUGCAGCUGCCCAAGUGUGUGUACCCAAGACAUGUUAAUGCAGAUACUACACGUCAGUUAUGUGACCACAUACAAUCUGUGCCUAUCUUGCUUUUGCCCAUGUUGACGACACAAAUUUGGGAGUACAAGACACUGCACAGGACCCCAGCUGUUGUGCCGGCUAACGUAUACUAACGCAACGUGCUGUGGUUCCAGUAUGACUGUGCCCAGCUGGGUCCAUGUGGCUAUGCCAGCUACAUGUGGCUGUAGCUUUAGGACCUCUGAUGCUGCCCUCAGGGGCCAGGGAGUGUGAGUCUUUGGUCCAGGCUUGGCCCUCCAUCGCUUCUUGUCUGUCCUGCCCCCUACACCACCAGCUUCUCUUCACUGUCCCAGCCUGGCCUGUCCCAUCCCUUCUCUCUCUUGGGGUGGGGAAGGGGAGUCAUAGAUCCUAAGCCAUAAAAUAAAUUUUAUUCCAAAAUAACAAAAUAAAUAAUCUACUGUACACAA
Oryctolagus cuniculus (rabbit) is the source of this 4159-nucleotide messenger RNA. RefSeq names its product signal transducer and activator of transcription 6 (gene STAT6). Gene Ontology annotation, biological process: regulation of DNA-templated transcription; signal transduction. Gene Ontology annotation, molecular function: DNA-binding transcription factor activity; DNA binding. The record is from RefSeq and is a predicted model, not a curated record. Lineage: Eukaryota; Metazoa; Chordata; Mammalia; Lagomorpha; Leporidae.